AUGAACGACGUGAAAUUCUUUGACGCCUGGGACUACAAGCGCGGCGAGUACACGAGCAAAGUGGCCUACCACUGGUCCGGAGGCACUCUACCAUGGGGAAAGGCGGACCAGGCAUGGGAUCCAGUUGUCCUGUACAGAAAGCUGCUCUCUGAAUCAGAAGACGGAAGCGUGACGAUUGCUUCCAUCGGCUUCCUCGAUAAUCUGUCUGGACUUCUCGACUCCAGGCCCGAUGAGUACUCUCAGCUUGACGGUCGCGAGCUUGCCAGGACUAAGGUAGCAGAGCUCGUCGUCAUGGGUGGCAAGUAUCCGAAAGGUCGUAGCUGGAACUUCUGGGGCUCCAAACCUGCCCUUGCCGCUCAUGUGUUAGAUACAUGGAAUGGCCCAAUAACGUUUGUAGGCACCACUGUCGGCAGAGAGGUAUUAAUAGGCGGACCGCUCAUGGCGAGUGAUCUGGAGGACGACCCAGUCCGAAUGGCUUACAUCUACUAUGGUUUCGGGAAGCCGCUACCUAGUUGGGAUCCACUCACUGUUCUGUAUGCUGCGAAUGGUCUUGGGAACAUGUUCGAUGUUGCAGAGGACCGUGGCUACAACAAGAUCAACCCUGAAGAUGGUAUGAACGAAUGGAUAAAUGACGGAGUCUCGCAUGGACGGCGAACUCUGAAACUGAAGGUCAGCAAUGAAACUGCUGCGGCUGAGCUGGACCGUCUGUUUUUGGAUGCUGCGCGAAGAUACUCUAAGCACGCAGGCGCUGCCUAG
Alternaria metachromatica is the source of this 756-nucleotide messenger RNA. RefSeq lists its product as uncharacterized. The record is from RefSeq and is a predicted model, not a curated record. NCBI's taxonomy places the organism in Eukaryota, Fungi, Ascomycota, Dothideomycetes, Pleosporales, Pleosporaceae. The transcript has 3 exons. The coding region runs from base 1 to 756 and encodes 251 amino acids. Gene Ontology annotation, molecular function: hydrolase activity, hydrolyzing N-glycosyl compounds.